AUGUCAUCACCAAAGUAUGCAUACGAAAUUGGGCAACUGUUGAAGAAUCUGAAUGCGACCGUCGACAGCAGCACCAUGCCCGAGCAACAUAACUCCCACAGCGUGCUCAGCUGGACCAGUGAAAACGUAAGCGAAUGGGCACGGAAGGAAGGCCUGUCGCGACGCAUCAUCGAGUGGAUUGCACGCGAAGAUGUCGAUGGCCGAUGUCUGCUGGCGAUUACCGAACAGGAUGUGCACGAUCUACCGCAACACUGUGCCACGCAGCUCCGGUUCGGUGAUAUCAAACGGUUCUGGUUUGCCACCAGGCUUUUGCAGCGUCAGCAUUUGGCCACGACCGGGCCGCUCGGAAUGGCAGGCCUUUGGACGCCGGACUACAGUAUGAAUGGAAGCGAUAUGUCAACUCCUCACGGCCACCAUCCCAUGCACCCGCACAACCAUCAUCCGCCUCACCAUCAUCCGGGUGGGGCCGGUUCUCAUGGCGGCAUCGGGACGCCCCAUCACCCCUCCACGUCCAACCUGCACCACCAUCCGCACCAUACCUCGCUGCUGUCCAGCAUGGGCACUAGCUACGGUUCGGUCGGAUAUAGCUACAGCGACCUGGAACGCAUCUCACCACCAAUGUCCAUCGACGGUUGUGCCACGUGCAUUCAGCCGGAAUUUUUCAAAACGAUGAUAAGUUUAGGUUACGCCUUUCUAGUUACCUGGAUCACAGCAUUCGUAAUGGUGGUGGUACACGAGCGUGUGCCGGACAUGAAAAAGUAUCCACCCCUGCCGGACAUCUUCCUCGACAACGUGCCGCACAUACCGUGGGCGUUUCACAUGUGUGAGGUAACCGGCACGAUACUGUUCUGCAUCUGGAUGUGCGUUCUGGUGGUGCACAAGCAUCGCAUGGUGUUGCUGCGACGUUUCUUUGCCCUGGCCGGCACCGUGUUUCUGCUGCGCUGCGUUACGAUGCUAAUUACGUCGCUGAGCGUACCGGGAACGCAUCUGGAAUGUACACCGCAUGAUCACAAAUUCGACGACAGCAACGUGCGUAUAACGGAAAUGAUCUACCUUCGAAUCAGUCGUGCCUACACAAUCUGGAGUGGACUCGGCAUGUCCAUACAGGGCGUCCGUACUUGCGGUGACUACAUGUUUAGUGGACACACCGUUGCACUGACAUUGCUUAACUUCUUCAUUACGGAAUAUACCCCCCGGAACCUGUACUUCCUGCAUACGCUCACCUGGCUGUUGAACAUGUUUGGAAUAUUCUUCAUUCUGGCCGCCCACGAGCAUUACUCGAUUGACGUGUUCGUGGCGUUCUACAUAACGUCGCGACUAUUUCUAUACUAUCACACGCUAGCUAACAACCAGGCCCUUAUGUCACACGAUUCCAACCGAACACGCAUAUGGUUUCCGAUGUUUAGCUACUUCGAAAGCUCCGUCGACGGUAUCAUCCCGAACGAGUACGACACGGUGUACGGCGUACUGUACAAGAUGUUUGCUUGCGUGCUGUACGUAAAGGACGUAUGUAUGCUAACCGCCCGCCGGUUCUGGAUCACCAACAUUGAUGGACCGGCAGGUGUGCUCAAGACGAAGGUAUUACUGCAACACCUGCAUCAAAAGCAAGGUCAAUCUCAAACAGCGACACCGACGAAUCAAGCACCACCAUCAAACGAGGAAGAGUUGGUGUCACCCGCAAAUGCGGAAGCGAUGAUCGCAGAGCAAACCGAAAGCACACGGCCACCGAAUGCUCAACAAGGACUGAUUUCGAACAAUCUCGAACACAACGCAACCACUGUUCACAAUCGCACACCGGAGAGAAAACCCGUCAAGUGUAACAAUAUCAAUGCGGAGUAUGACGUCGCCAGCCUUAAGCGUAAGUCCUAUGGCAAUGUUAAUGCGACCCUUCCAAAGAUCGUGAACGAUACCAUAAAGUUUAACAACAAUAACAACAACAACAACAACAAUCAUCUUCCUCCCGGCGGACCAAAGGACAACACCAAGAAAGAGCUCUAG
Molecule: messenger RNA, 1998 nt
Organism: Anopheles marshallii
Lineage: Eukaryota; Metazoa; Arthropoda; Insecta; Diptera; Culicidae
Product: ceramide phosphoethanolamine synthase-like
Exons: 6
Coding region: 1-1998 (665 amino acids)
Biological process (GO): ceramide biosynthetic process
Cellular component (GO): endoplasmic reticulum membrane; Golgi membrane
Molecular function (GO): ceramide cholinephosphotransferase activity; protein binding; sphingomyelin synthase activity
Source: RefSeq, a predicted model, not a curated record